Osmia bicornis bicornis is the source of this 282-nucleotide messenger RNA. RefSeq names its product helix-loop-helix protein 1 (gene HLH4C). The coding region runs from base 1 to 282 and encodes 93 amino acids. NCBI's taxonomy places the organism in Eukaryota, Metazoa, Arthropoda, Insecta, Hymenoptera, Megachilidae. Gene Ontology annotation, biological process: regulation of transcription by RNA polymerase II. The record is from RefSeq and is a predicted model, not a curated record. Gene Ontology annotation, molecular function: RNA polymerase II cis-regulatory region sequence-specific DNA binding; DNA-binding transcription factor activity, RNA polymerase II-specific; protein dimerization activity. The transcript has 2 exons.
AUGGCGAACGGUGGACACGGAGUGGUAGUGAACGGGGUGGGUGCACCAGGUGCUGGCACCCUUUCGCGCGAAGAAAGACGUCGACGCAGAAGAGCGACGCAGAAAUAUCGAACAGCACACGCAACGAGAGAAAGGGUGAGAGUGGAAGCGUUCAAUCUGGCGUUUGCGGAACUUAGAAAACUUCUUCCAACUUUGCCACCGGACAAGAAGCUGUCGAAAAUUGAGAUUCUACGACUGGCCAUCUGUUAUAUCGCCUAUUUGAAUCAUGUCCUCGAAGCUUGA